This is a messenger RNA of Pichia kudriavzevii, 1482 nucleotides long. RefSeq lists its product as uncharacterized. The record is from RefSeq and is a predicted model, not a curated record. Gene Ontology annotation, molecular function: structural constituent of cell wall. Gene Ontology annotation, biological process: fungal-type cell wall organization. The coding region runs from base 1 to 1482 and encodes 493 amino acids. The transcript has a single exon. Gene Ontology annotation, cellular component: fungal-type cell wall. Lineage: Eukaryota; Fungi; Ascomycota; Pichiomycetes; Pichiales; Pichiaceae.
AUGCAAUACAGAAACUUAGGUGUCGCCGCUUUAGCUGGCCAGGCAAUUGCUGCUUAUGUUCCUUCCGAACCAUGGACCACUCUUACCCCAUCUGCAACCCUCUCUGGUGCACUUACUGAAUACACUGGUUCAUUUGGUAUUGCUGUUAACCCAAUCUCAACCACUGCAUCUGCAUCUGCAACUCUUGACGCUAAGAAUGUCAAGCAACACAAGGCUGCAGCUGCAACCCAGAUUGGCGACGGUCAAAUCCAGGCAACCACCGGUACUUCGAAUGCAAUCAAAACCAAAACCACAACUUUAGCUGCAAUCACCCAAAUUGGUGACGGUCAAAUCCAAGCCACUACUAAAACCGAAGCUCCAAAGAAAACCGCAGCUCCAGUAACCCAAAUUGGUGACGGUCAAAUCCAAGCUACUACUGCAACCGAAACAACAAAGACUAUUAUUGCUAAUGUUGUCACCCAAAUCGGUGAUGGUCAAGUCCAAGCUACUACUCUCACCAAGCAGGUUGUUAACCCAAUCACUCAAAUCGGUGAUGGCCAAAUCCAAGCAACCACCGCAACUGCAGCAGCUUUGAUCUCCCAAAUUGGUGACGGUCAAAUCCAAGCUACUACAAAGACCACUACUCCAAAGGAAACUGCAGCUCCAGUCACUCAAAUUGGUGAUGGUCAAAUCCAAGCUACUACAAAGACCACCACUCCAAAGGAAACUGCAGCUCCAGUCACUCAAAUUGGUGAUGGUCAAAUCCAAGCUACUACAAAGACCACCACUCCAAAGGAAACUGCAGCUCCAGUCACUCAAAUUGGUGAUGGUCAAAUCCAAGCUACUACCAAGACCACCACUCCAAAGGAAACUGCAGCUCCAGUCACUCAAAUUGGUGAUGGUCAAAUCCAAGCUACUACCAAGACCACCACUCCAAAGGAAACUGCCGAAGCAGCUACUCAAAUUGGUGACGGUCAAGUCCAAGCUACUACCAAGACCACUACUCCAAAGGAAACUGCCGAAGCAGCUACUCAAAUUGGUGACGGUCAAGUCCAACAAACUACUAAGACCACCGAAUCCACUUCUACGAAAAACACUGCUACCCCAGCAACUCAAAUUGGUGAUGGCCAAAUCCAACAAUCUACUGCUUCUCAACAAGGUGCAGCAGCUUCUGCAUCUCCUCAAGAUGAAGAAAUUCAAUACCAAGCUUGUGCUACUAAUGGUACCCUUUCCAUGAACUUACACAAUGGUAUCUUGACUGACUCGAAGGGUAGAAUUGGUUCUAUUGUCGCCAACCAACAAUUCCAAUUUGAUGGUCCACCUCCUCAAGCUGGUGCAAUCUAUGCUGCUGGUUGGUCUAUCAAGGAUGGUAAGUUAGCUAUCGGUAACUCCACUACUUUCUACCAAUGUCUGUCUGGUAACUUCUACAACUUAUAUGCUGAGCAUAUUGGUUCAAAGUGUGAACCUGUCGAAUUGGACAUUGUUGAAUUAGUCGACUGUUAA